CUCGUACAGCAGACGCUGAGACCCUCCCAGAUAUGAGGAUAGAGGGGCGGACUGUCUGAGAGUCUGAGCAGCACACAGACCUUCUCCUCCUCCGUCCUCACUCCCGGUGCCAGGGAUGCCAACCAGCCGCUGCCAGCUCCUGCCCAGGGCCAGCCGGGGGACCGAGCGGGACCUCUGAGAGCCCCGGCGGUGUGGAGGCUGCAGAGACCCCCAGUUCCGUGACGAGGAGAAUGCUGAGACCACCAGUUGUGGGGAGGCUGCUGAGACCGCUAUUCCUCUGGAGGCUGGGCUGCUUAGACCCCCAGAUCUAUGGAGGCUGCUGAGACCACAGUUUAGCGGAGGUUGGCCUGUCCCCCUGGUGUUUGGAGGCUGCUGGAACCACUAGUUGAGUGGAAGCUACUGAGACCCUGUGAGUGGAAGCUGGUGAGACUCUCAGAGUGGAGGCUGCUAAGAUCCGCAGUUGAGUGGAGGCUGCUGAGACCCCCAGCUGAAUGGAGGCUGGUGAGACCCUCAGAAUGGAGGCUGCUGAGACCCUCAGCUGAGUGGAGGCUGCUGAGACCCCUCUGUACACCAUGGUGGGCUGUGGAUGGCUGGGGGGAGAAGUGUCCAGUUGGAGCUGAGUCUGGGAUUUCCCUGCUGGUCACUAUGGGAUCCUGUAUCUCUAAAGCCUAUUUACUGUGAAUAGAGAAAAGCAGUACCUCAGCUGUUUGGUAUCAUCGUGUGCACCUAACUGAGCAUGGAUCAGAGAAAUGAAAGGAGAGAGUUGUCCGAGGAGCUCAAAAAGAAAAUUAUAGACAAGCAUGUUAAAGAGUUAUUCUUCAGCGGCCACAAAGACUUUCACUUGUCCAACAAUAACAUGAAACCAGCUGGCCCACCAGCAGCUGCGGACUUGCCACCACUACCAGAGGGCACUGCCCCCACCGAGAGCCCAGAGGAAGACGAGGACGACGAUGAAGAGGGGAUGUUGGGCAAGAAGACGCCCAAUGGCUUCAUGUGUGACUCAAAGGAUAAUUCUGGUGACUAUGACAUCACGGAGCUGGCUACGUCAUCACUCAUAGGUCUGGUGCAGACCAUUAAGGACCAUAUCACCAAGCCCACAGCCAUGGCGCGGGGGCGUGUAGCCCAUCUUAUUGAGUGGAAGGGUUGGAGCGCCCCCCAGUCCGGCUGGGACCCCUCGCUGACAGAUGAAGAGCAUUACUCAGACCUGACUGACGAGCUGAAGGAAGCGCGUUUUGCCGCAGGGGUUGCAGAGCAAUUCGCCAUCACCGAAGCUACACUGAGCGCUUGGUCCUCCCUGGACGAUGAAGAAAUGCGCUAUGAGCUGGGGUCUCAGGAUGUCCGACAGCUACAAGACCUGGAGAGCCUCUACCUACAGAGCCGACUGCUGAGCUAUGCUCAAGGGGCCUGCGGCUCAGACCUGGGUGGAAGCCUUCCAGGCCUCUCCUAUUCCUCCGCUGUGUCCUUAGCCGCUACGUCCCACCAGCUACUGCCCAUGGAGAGAUGGGACAUGACGGAGCCUCCUUCUAACCAAUCUGUGUUCGGGGCCCCCUUACUGAAUGGCGUGAGAAGCAGCAGCCUGGAGAACACCAAGGCCCCGGUACUGGGGGACGGAGAGACUGCUCCUGAAGCCUGCAAACCCCGACUCAACAGCUGGCUUCAUUACGUGGACAGCAGCUCUCUGUCCGAGGACGAGGUCUUCUACAACUAAGUGUACAGCAGACAGAUGGGAGGUUCCGUACUCGUAGAAACCGAUUCUCCGACUGGCAUUUUGUGACCAUCGUUAGCGACUGGUGAUUGUCAGCUUCUCUGUAUUCCAGCACCUCCUCGUGACUUGUCUCUGAGGAGACCAUCAGUGACCGAGGCCACCAACGAGACUUAUCGCUAUGAUCUGUAUCCAUUAUCUGACCCUUCAUCUUGGAAUGGUCAGAACCUGUGGCCUCCAGAACGGAGGGGACGGUGGAUAAUGCAGGGAUGACAGUGGGAACAGAGGGUGACCAGCUGGCCAGAUUGUGGAGGUCCUCACAGAAAGUGGACAUGGACUGCUAUAGCAGGUGGACCCACCAGCUGGUUAGGAAUACAAUGUGGACAAUGCAGCAUAGAAACACGUGGCCUCACGUUGAUUGGAACAUGGACACAUCCUCUGGUCAGAACGUGGACUCUCACACAUCAGCAAUAUAUUUGUUACUGUAGAGCGCUCAGCCUUUUCUUCUGAAUAAGGUUUUGCCCCUAAGCCUUACUCCACUCAGACCUGUCCUGUAAUGCGCGUUCCGUGUGCCGUGUCUGAGCACACGGCUGUUCCUGGGUGAUGUUGUAGUGUUGGCAUUUCUCUGUUAUAUAUAACAUACUAAUAUACAUGCUGAUC
Messenger RNA from Pseudophryne corroboree (corroboree frog), 2362 nucleotides. It is a transcript of the gene FAM131C, whose product is annotated as family with sequence similarity 131 member C. The record is from RefSeq and is a predicted model, not a curated record. Lineage: Eukaryota; Metazoa; Chordata; Amphibia; Anura; Myobatrachidae. Bases 737 to 1708 code for a protein of 323 amino acids. The transcript is spliced from 7 exons.